UGUUUAAAACAGCCUCAGCUCUCUCACUCAGAUCACUGCGAGACCCGGAGACAGGCACAUACACACUCUGCCUCUCUCUUCCACACAAGCGCUCAUACACACGCCUCACGUACGGAGACGGCAACUUUCCUCUAUCGGACUGGCACAACACAAGGGAGUGACAGAUCAGGAAAAAGCAAGAAAUAAAGAGGAGGUGCCCAGGUGAAGAGGAGCAUUCUGCCGACGGUUCACCUUCUCCAAGAUGGCCAACCUCGUGACAUCGCUGUGCUGUGUGGUUCUGGCCGCCGUGGUGGUCGCCUACGCGCAGAAACGCAGUCAGCUCGCUGCCAGGAACCAAUAUGAGCGAAUGAGCAGUGACGUCACCAUGCAGUGCGGCUCUCUGGCCAACGACGCCUCGGUGUCAUGGAAGGUCAACGGGACGGACGUGAGAGCCCAGCACCGUCUGGAGGGCCCCAGACUGAUACUGACCCAAGUGGACCUGGGCCACAAUGGACUGUACAGCUGCUUCCAGGACCCGAACGGCGAGAGACGGGACACCAUCAACCUCCGCAUCGGCAUUCCUCCUCGGGAGCCGGUGAUCACCUGUAGAUCCAACACCUAUCCUAAAGGCUUCUACUGCAGCUGGCACCAGCAGCACUCCACAUACAUCCCCACUACUUUUGAAGUGGAUCUACAACAUAACCAGCGUUCACUGGAGGUGCAGAAAGAUUCCUUCCAUAAGAACCGCUGCCACGUACGUUUUCCAGAGGUCUUCUCCAGCUUCCCCUACACGGUCAACGUGACGGCCAUCAACGCUUUGGGGAAAUCAUCCAGGACCUUUUCCUUUGAGGAGUCAAGUAUAGUCAAACCGGAUCCCCCCGAGCGAGUGACGGCCACCCCGAUUCGUUUCAACGCUCGAAGGUUGGAGGUCUCCUGGCAAAGUCCUGCCACCUGGCCGGACAUCGACAACUUCCCUCUGAAAUACUUCCUGCGAUACCGACCUCUCAUCAAGGAGCAGUGGCAGCAUGUGGAGUUGUCUGACAGCACCGCCCACACCAUCACCGACGCCUACGCUGGCAAGGAAUACAUCAUCCAGGUGGCUGCCAAAGACACGGAGAUUGGAACAUGGAGCGACUGGAGCGUGGCCGUGCACGCCACACCCUGGAUUGAGGAGCCGGUGCAGACCACCUCCACCACUGACAUGGAGUACCUCACACCAUCCUCUCCGCUCCAUCUUCUAAAGUCCUCCAUGAGCUUCAACUCAUCCACAACUGGGGCUGCACGCCUCCUCGCUCGUUCUCCCAUCGCUAUGGCAACAUCAUCCCUGCCCUACAGGGACUUCACCGGCUACCAAGCCCGCAGUGCAUCCAGUUCAAAAUCCUUCUGGCGACCCUUAAAGUCCUCCACAACGUGGCCCCUGUUCUACCUCUCUGACUUCCUCACCCCUCACAUCCCUGUUAGAAACCUGCUUUCUCCCCAACACUCACCUGCUGUCACCUGCUCAUAG
This is a messenger RNA of Entelurus aequoreus (snake pipefish), 1486 nucleotides long. Its product is annotated as ciliary neurotrophic factor receptor subunit alpha-like. The transcript has 10 exons. Gene Ontology annotation, molecular function: cytokine receptor activity; cytokine binding. Bases 242 to 1486 code for a protein of 414 amino acids. Gene Ontology annotation, cellular component: external side of plasma membrane; membrane; signaling receptor complex. NCBI's taxonomy places the organism in Eukaryota, Metazoa, Chordata, Actinopteri, Syngnathiformes, Syngnathidae. The record is from RefSeq and is a predicted model, not a curated record. Gene Ontology annotation, biological process: cytokine-mediated signaling pathway.